AUGCUGAAGAACUCGCUCUUCCUUCUCGCCCUGGUCGUGGUGGCAGUCAGCGGGGACUAUGUCUUCCCCGAACCAGAUGGUCCCUUCCGCGUCACGAUGACCUCGGAAGAGCUCGUCGACCAAGCCCGCCCAGACCCAUUCAACUCGUCUCACCCAAGGCGCCUCAUGAUCUCGCGGUUUACCCCCGUUCCCAGAAAGCAGUGCCAGAAGACAUGCCUGGUGCAGUACAUGCCAGAAGUAGUUGCUCGCGAGGAAGAUGCCAACCUGCUGGCCUUUCUCAAAACGGACGAAUGGCCAGUCGGCAUCUUGUCGCAGCUGCAGCUCCAGCUAUGCUGCGAGGUGCGGCCCGGGUGCAAGAAGAAGUCCUACCCGACCCUGCUGCUCGGCACGGGCCUCAACACCACGCGCCUCUUCUACUCGGCCAUGGCGCAGAACAUCGCCAGCACGGGCUACGAGGUCAUCGUCAUGGACCACCCCUACGAGACCGACAUUGUGCAGUUCCCCGACGGCACCAUCAUCUACGGCGGCAACGUCCCGGCGGACAAGAACAGCACUGGACCGCUCAUCCACGCCCUGGACGCCCGCUUGAGGGACACGUCGUUCAUUCUCAACGAGCUCGGCGUGCAGUAUGCAACUGACAACCCGUCAAACAGCAAGGUCGGCUUCGUGGGCCAUUCGUUCGGGGGAGCGGCGGCAGCGCACACGAUGCUGAAUGACACGCGCGUGGUCGCGGGCGUCAACUUUGACGGCCUGAUGUUCGGCCCCGUGCUGAACGCCGGGCUCGGGCGGCCCGGUAUCCCCCAGUCGUUCUUGCUCUGGGGCUCAGAGGGUCAUAACUCCACCGCCGACACGGCGUGGGACCAGCUCUGGGAGACGCAUGAUAGCUAUCACCCGGGAGAGUGGAUGAAGGAGCUGAGCAUGAAGGGCUCGGUGCACGGCAGCUUCUGGGACAUGGUUCUCAUUGCGGACGUCGCUGGGCUCAGGGAGAACCCGUCACUCUACGGUGAGGUCACGGGCGCUCGGGUAAUGGAGAUCUUGAGGGCGUAUCUGCGGGAUUACUUUGGUAUGGCCCUGACUGGAAAGGGAGAGGGCCUGCUCGCUGGGCCGGAUUCCAAGUACAGCGAGGUCGUGUUCGUGAGGUAG
Molecule: messenger RNA, 1143 nt
Organism: Thyridium curvatum
Lineage: Eukaryota; Fungi; Ascomycota; Sordariomycetes; Thyridiales; Thyridiaceae
Exons: 1
Coding region: 1-1143 (380 amino acids)
Molecular function (GO): 1-alkyl-2-acetylglycerophosphocholine esterase activity
Source: RefSeq, a predicted model, not a curated record